Molecule: messenger RNA, 3215 nt
Organism: Equus caballus (horse)
Lineage: Eukaryota; Metazoa; Chordata; Mammalia; Perissodactyla; Equidae
Source: RefSeq, a predicted model, not a curated record
CGGCGAAUCCAGCCCGGAAACCAGCUCCAGUGUGAGCCGCCUGGGACCUGGGGCCCAGGGUGGCCCCCUUGGCCGCCGUCGAGCUGCUGAGGCCGCCUGACCUCCAGGCGGGUGUCCAGCUGCAAGUCAGCCUGGCCCGGGGUCGGAGGAGAGGAAAUGACCCUUGGCUCUAAAAAGAGGACCCCAUUUUUCAUGAUAAAAUGGCAGCAGUGAAAACGCCCAGCAGAGAACUAAAGAAUGCUGAGGAGCCGUUUAAUAACGUCUCGCCCGUCCUUUUGAAGAGUCUAGUGGAGGAGCCCAAGAGAAGAACAGAAGUACCUAAUCACCUCCUAGAAUCGAAGAUUUAUGCAAAGCUUCUGAAUAAUAAGGUCAUCCAGGCAAAACCUGGCAUCCUGCACUUUGGAGGCUAUCAAGUAGGAAAACAACACCAACAGGCUCUGCAUCUGGUCAACGUCUCGAAUGAAGACAUAGAUGUUCAUAUCUUACCCCCACAAACCAAAUACUUUCAGAUCAAGUAUGUGAAAAAGGAACACCGCCUUGUCCCUGGCUUGUCCCUCACGGUCACCGUUACGUUUUCUCCAGACGAGUGGCGAUACUAUUAUGAUUGCAUCCGUGUUCACUGUAAGGGAGACGAGACUUUGCUUGUUCCCAUCCAUGCCUAUCCUGUCACGAACACGCUGGACUUUCCCUCAUUUAUAAAUCUAUCAAAUGUUCUCCUUGGUGAAAGCAAAAAUUAUGUUAUACCUUUGCAGUGCAGUAGCCCUGUAGAUUUCGAGUUUCAUAUCACUUUGGUUCAGUCUCAUCAAGCCUUUACUAUCGAGCCAACCUCAGGAAUAAUUCCAGCUAAUGGGAGGAUGAACGUGACUGUGAAGUUUACACCCUUUCAGUAUGGCACUGCACAAAUGAAAAUGCACUUAUGGAUUUCACAGUUCAACUCUCAACCCUACGAAUGUGUCUUCACGGGGACAUGCUGUCCCAACAUGGCUCUGAAAUUAGAAGAAUUCGAAAGGCUGAAUGCUCUUUCUAAGAAAGUAGACAUCCCUCCAGAAAAGGCAAUGACACGUAUAAACUUUCACCGACGGCCAGCCCAGACGAAGCCUCCAAAGCUUAAGGAAAUUGAAUAUCAGAACUUGAGAUUUCCAGUAGACUUAUCAAAUCCAUUUGCUGUGGCAACCGUUUUAAACCAAGAACCAGGAAAAUUGAAGAUUAAAGAAUUGAGAGAAGUUUUGGACCAAGGCAAUGAGAUUUCAAGGACAAGACAGAUGAAGGAAGCACUCUUUGAACAGAAAGUCAGACAGGACACUUAUGAAGAGAUCAAAAAUCACCUUAAGUGGCAAGUGCACCUUGGUAAAGAUCAAAUGUCUUUUAAAUUCAAAACAGACCUUACAGAAGAGCGGCAAAGAGUAAACACCAAAUAUAAGCUGGAUAGAGGAGAUCCUGUUUUGGAUGAGGAAUUUCAGCGACUCAAGACAGAAGUUAACCACACACGCGUUGUUCGCAAUCUGGAAGAAAAAAUCGAGGAAUUUCAUCCAAGUUUUGAUCCACUCACGAAUAAUACUUGGGUCAACAGGUUCAGGGCGCAAAGACGGUUUCAACAAGCAGCCCGCAAGAUCAUGGUUCAUCGACGACUACUCAGUAUGCUGAGUGCUGUUCAUGACAUGGACAAAGGGACCAUCCUCAGAAGGCUCACUAAAGGACGACAGUCAAUAGCACCAGACAAGAGUCCCUCCAGAUUUCUGCCGCUGAUCGGUCACGACGAUUAUUCCAGGCGGUUUUCGGUGUCGCCCAAGGAAGUCCUGCCCUUCGCCUUCCCGUCCCACAGUGCUCCUCAGGACUCCAACGAGUUGGCUCCCGACGGCCUUGGCCCGGUCCCAAUCAAAUCUUCAGAAAUUCCAAUCAAGCAGAGUUAUUCCUUCCUCAAGCUGCAGGUUCCUGAGCUGUACAAAAUCAAGGGGUAUCAGCCAUUCUGUGUCCAGAAGUCUUCCACAAGUUACAGACCUCAAAAGCUUGCUCGAGCCCUGAAGCAAGGAGCUGAGGAUGAAGCCACCACCAUCAUAGCCCUGCCGAACCAGGAGGCCGCACCUCAGCUGGCCGGCAAGACCUCGGUCCUGAGCAUGAAACCCCCAGAGGCCUUAGCCAGCUCUCCAGACUACGACCCGCUUUAUAUUUUUAAUCCCAGUCCAGGAGUAUUUGCUGUGAAGCAGCCUCUGACCUACGCAGAAAACCUUGAUAGAUUUACCACCUGUGUUCUCACCCCAAAGUACAAGGUCACCAAGGAGUCCCACGAUGGGUCCAGCAUUCCUCUCACCCAAAGGCAGUUUCUCCAUCACACGGACAUAAUUCCUGGAAUAAUGCACUGGAAGAGGUUCCAGCCCCUGGUUUUCUCAUCCCUGCCUGAAACCUCUAAGGUAGAGACCACACAAAGCUGCGACCCCUUCGAGGUGGCCCUGCUGCCCGCGCACGUGCCCGCCACGCUGGACGCCCUGCCCGAGGAGGACAGACUGGAAGCCGCCGAACGUGAGCUCUGUGCACAGAAUAUAGAAAUUACAUUGACUCCAGAAAUGAUCGAAGCGGAAUUCCCCCUGUUGGACUCCAAGGACACCAAGAAGCAGAAGCAGAUCAGGUAGCUGUGCUCCCCGUCUUUAGACAUCUGUCCUUCCCAUCAAAUGCUCUCCUCGUUUCCUCCCAUUUAUUUGGAAAGUUCUACCCAGCAACCCCUUGCACACCAGGCAAAGGUUUGGGCUCCAUGUCAACCACUGCUUGAUCCAGGUGCAUAACCUCCCUCUUGAUUCCCACCCUUCUGGAGCCGUUGUCAGAGUCAGAGAUACUGUGUGUCUGCUUUAUUCACAAAUGUGAAGAGUCAGCUGAUGCUGCCUGAGCAUUGAGAGGACAUCACGCUAGGAGGUCUAUGAAUAACUUCUCGUUUCAUCUUCGCAACAAUCCUGGGAUACGGGAAUUGCCACCAUUCGUACCUCUGGACAUGGAGACUGAAAGCUGGGUAACUGGGCCGCGCUGAGAACACUGGUGCGGCUGAGUGUGGAAGCCAGUUUGAAUCACUUACUAGUGAAGUGUUUCCACUGGUAACUAAAUUAUCGCUAAAUACAGUGAAAACCUUCUUUAUAUAUAUCUAUGUAAACAACUCCUCCAGCCUUCCCUGAGGUGCCCCUGGCAGUGCUGGCCCUGCAGCAGGGCGUUGGUGGGUGACCUGAGUGUCC